AUGCAAUCUGUGGGGCUUUCUGCAAAUAGAAAGGUCAUGCAGCUCAGCAUCGGUGAGCCAUUCCAGUCUCUCAGUCAUCAGAGAAAUGAUGAAGAGGCAGUAGUGGACAGGGGUGGAACACGCUCCAUUCUCAAAACCCAUUUUGAAAAAGAAGACUUGGAAGGUCACAGAACUUUGUUCAUUGGUGUUCAUGUGCCACUGGGUGGAAGGAAAAGUCAUCGACGUCAUAGGCACCGUGGACACAAACACAGGAAGAGAGACAGAGAACGAGAUUCAGGGUUAGAAGAUGGGAGAGAGUCACCUUCAUUUGACACACCUUCACAGAGGGUACAAUUUAUUCUUGGAACAGAAGACGAUGAUGAAGAGCACAUCCCGCAUGACCUGUUCACUGAGCUUGAUGAAAUUUGUUGGCGUGAAGGGGAGGAUGCCGAGUGGAGGGAGACAGCCAGGUGGUUGAAAUUUGAAGAAGAUGUUGAAGAUGGAGGGGAGAGGUGGAGUAAACCAUAUGUUGCCACUCUGUCACUUCAUAGUUUGUUUGAACUGAGAAGUUGUAUCCUCAACGGCACUGUGCUGUUAGACAUGAGAGCAAAUUCUUUAGAAGAAAUUGCAGACAUGAUCCUCGAUCAGCAAGUAAGCUCAGGACAGCUCAGCGAAGAUGUUCGUCACAGAGUACACGAAGCGUUACUCAAGCAGCACCAUCACCAGAAUCAGAAGAAGCUAAGCAAUAGGAUCCCUAUAGUGAGAUCCUUUGCUGAUAUUGGGAAGAAACAGUCUGAACCUCAUUCCAUGGACAAAAAUGCAGGUCAGAUUGUUUCCCCACAGUCUGCACCAGCCAGCCUUGAAAUCAAAAAUGAUGUAAGCAGAGAAAACAGCUCAGUCGACUUUAGCAAGGGACUAGGAGACCAGCAGAAAGGGCAUAACAGUAGUCUAUUUGGGAUGAAACAAAGACAUGAAAAAGGACAUCCGCAUCAGGAAGAGAGAGAGAGAGAGGUGGACCUACAUUUUAUGAAAAAGAUUCCUCCUGGAGCUGAAGCCUCAAACAUUCUGGUUGGGGAGCUGGAAUUCUUGGACAGGGCUGUCGUUGCUUUUGUAAGACUGGCCCCCGCAGUGCUGCUUUCUGGACUAGCAGAAGUUCCAAUCCCAACAAGAUUUUUAUUUGUUCUCCUGGGACCAAUAGGAAAAAGCCAGCAGUACCAUGAAAUUGGCAGGUCAAUUGGAACAUUAAUGACCGAUGAGGUGUUUCAUGAUGUUGCGUAUAAAGCUAAAGACCGCAAUGACUUGGUUGCUGGGAUUGAUGAAUUUCUUGAUCAGGUGACUGUUCUCCCUCCUGGAGAAUGGGACCCAACAAUUCGUAUUGAACCUCCCAAAAAUGUUCCUUCUCAGGAGAAACGUAAGAUUCCAGGUGUGCCAAAUGGAACUGCAGCUCAUGGUGACCCGGAGCCACUUGGAGGUCACUCUGGUCCAGAAUUACAGCGUACUGGAAAGCUUUUUGGGGGCCUGAUUUUAGAUAUCAAGAGGAAAGCUCCAUUCUUCUUGAGUGAUUUCACAGAUGCAUUCAGCUUACAAUGUCUGGCAUCAUUUUUGUUCCUCUACUGUGCUUGUAUGUCUCCUGUUAUCACAUUUGGCGGUCUGCUGGGAGAAGCAACUGAAGGUCGUAUAAGUGCAAUAGAAUCUUUGUUUGGUGCGUCGAUGACUGGUAUAGCCUACUCACUCUUUGGUGGGCAGCCUCUUACCAUUCUAGGUAGCACGGGGCCAGUCUUGGUGUUUGAAAAGAUAUUAUUCAAAUUUUGCAAGGAAUAUGGAUUAUGUUACCUUUCUUUGCGGGCGAGCAUUGGCUUAUGGACGGCCACCCUCUGCAUUAUUCUUGUGGCGACUGACGCCAGUUCCCUAGUGUGCUACAUCACUCGAUUUACAGAAGAAGCUUUUGCAUCCCUCAUCUGCAUCAUUUUCAUUUACGAGGCCUUAGAGAAGCUCUUUCAUCUCAGCGAGACAUAUCCAAUUAACAUGCAUAAUAGUUUGGAGCUACUGACACAAUACUCGUGUAACUGUGUAGAGCCAGAAAAUCCCAGCAAUAACACUCUGCAAUAUUGGCAGUCUAAGAAUAUCUCCUCCUCUGAUGUACCUUGGGGAAACCUGACUUUGUCACAAUGUAGGUGGUAUCAAGGGAAAUUUAUAGGACGAGCCUGUGGACAUGAUGGUCCUUACGUCCCAGAUGUUCUCUUCUGGUCAGUCAUCUUAUUCUUUUCUACAGUUACAAUGUCAUCCACGCUGAAGCAGUUCAAGACCAGUCGCUAUUUCCCAACCAAGGUACGGUCCGUAGUGAGUGACUUUGCUGUCUUUCUCACCAUCCUAUCCAUGGUUUUAAUAGACUAUGCCCUUGGGAUUCCAUCUCCAAAACUUCAAGUUCCCAAUGCUUUUAAGCCAACCAGAGAUGAUCGUGGCUGGUUUGUCACACCUUUGGGACCCAAUCCUUGGUGGACCGUGUUAGCUGCUGGAAUUCCAGCUCUCCUUUGUACUAUUCUGAUAUUUAUGGACCAGCAGAUUACAGCUGUUAUAAUAAACAGAAAAGAACAUAAGCUAAAGAAAGGCUGUGGCUACCACCUUGACUUGCUGAUGGUCGCCCUCAUGCUCGGCGUCUGUUCUAUUAUGGGGCUCCCCUGGUUUGUUGCUGCCACGGUCCUCUCCAUUUCUCACGUGAACAGCUUAAAGCUAGAGUCCGAAUGCUCUGCUCCAGGAGAACAGCCCAAAUUUCUUGGCAUCAGGGAGCAAAGGGUGACAGGACUCAUGAUCUUUGUACUUAUGGGCUCAUCUGUUUUUUUGACCAGUGUUCUUAAGUUUAUUCCCAUGCCAGUGCUUUAUGGUGUAUUCCUUUACAUGGGUGCCUCUUCUCUCAAAGGAAUUCAGCUCUUUGACAGAAUCAAGUUAUUCUGGAUGCCCGCAAAACACCAGCCGGAUUUCAUCUAUCUGAGGCAUGUUCCUCUUCGGAAAGUCCAUCUCUUCACAGUAAUCCAGCUGAGCUGUCUUGUGCUGCUGUGGAUUAUCAAGGUCUCCAGAGCUGCCAUAGUGUUUCCUAUGAUGGUUUUAGCAUUGGUGUUUGUCAGAAAACUCAUGGACUUAUUUUUUACCAAACGAGAACUAAGCUGGUUGGAUGAUUUGAUGCCAGAAAGCAAGAAAAAGAAGCUGGAAGAUGCUGAAAAAGAGGAGGAGCAAAGUAUGCUGGCAAUGGAGGAAGAAGGUACUGUCCAGUUACCACUAGAAGGACACUACAGAGAUGACCCAUCCGUAAUCAAUAUUUCUGAUGAAAUGGCAAAAACAGCGGUGUGGAAGACACUACUGAUAUCAUCAGAAAAUAACAAGGAAAAGGAGUCCAGCUUUCCUUCUAAAAGCACUGAAAGCCAACAAGAGAAGAAAGCUGACUCAGGGAAAGGUGUGGACCGUGAAACUUGCCUAUGA
Eublepharis macularius is the source of this 3453-nucleotide messenger RNA. It is a transcript of the gene SLC4A10, whose product is annotated as solute carrier family 4 member 10. Lineage: Eukaryota; Metazoa; Chordata; Lepidosauria; Squamata; Eublepharidae. Gene Ontology annotation, molecular function: monoatomic anion transmembrane transporter activity; solute:inorganic anion antiporter activity; sodium:bicarbonate symporter activity. The record is from RefSeq and is a predicted model, not a curated record. Bases 1 to 3453 code for a protein of 1150 amino acids. Gene Ontology annotation, cellular component: basolateral plasma membrane; plasma membrane. Gene Ontology annotation, biological process: regulation of intracellular pH; monoatomic anion transport; transmembrane transport. The transcript is spliced from 26 exons.